Stegodyphus dumicola is the source of this 1114-nucleotide messenger RNA. RefSeq lists its product as uncharacterized. Lineage: Eukaryota; Metazoa; Arthropoda; Arachnida; Araneae; Eresidae. The record is from RefSeq and is a predicted model, not a curated record.
UGGGUGAUUUCUAGUUCGGCAACAGGUGGGGUGGUUUUUUUUAAUUUCUGAGCGCCGAUGCUGUAAUUGAACCUAAUUUUUAAAUAUUUUACGAUGCUGUAAUGGAACUAAUUUUCAAGUAUUUUAUAGACAUGAAUAUUAUUCAAGUUUUAAUUUAUGUUAUGUACUUUUUACCUUUCUUGAGUGCUUCCGCUCGACCAUGGAACAUUACUGAUUAUGACAGGAUGGUGGACUUAGCACCCCAUUCUUCUCCGCUCAUGCAAACCAUUGAUUCCAUGACUUUCACUUUUUCAAAAGCCCUUCAGGCCGUAUCUCCAACACUUGAGCCAUUUUUAAGUGUCGCUACCCUUGCCUACAUUGGUUAUGUUGGAACCGUAAUGGCAGUUCCAAAGCGACUGUCUAGUGCUGGAUUUCCGAUUCUUGAAGACUUUUCCGAGGAAAAAAGAUCAGCAAAAUCUGCAAGUUUUGUUGAUUCGCUCGCAUCUGGCUUUAUGAAAGACGUUAUUAGCAAGACGGAAGCAGCUGAUGUAAUGAAGAAUACUACCAUCGCUGCAACUAAAAGAAGUAUUGAUACUUUAAGGAAAACGACUAGAAUGGUGAAUCUUGGUCUCAGUUCGCUGCUAGGAACUGUGAAGUACUUAAUAACUUUAUUUAGUCCAGACUGUCUCUCUAGAUCAAUGUGCCAUGUUGGACAGUUCACGAGUAUUCAUUUACCUCUAUUGGGAUCCCUUCUAAGAAGAAUUAAUUCUUAUGACUUGGAUGACUAUUCGCAAGCUUUGGUUGCUGGUACAACUAUUGGUGACUGCAGUGCUGUGUUCCAUGAAUGUACUCUUUAGAAAGACUGAGUAAUUUUCUUAAUUUAAUACCUUAAGCAAGCAGCAGGCUGCAAGAGCUUAUUUGGAGCUAUUUCAUUCAGAUGACUGCAAAGCUGAAUCGAGCUUCAUACUUUCAUUUUACGCAUUUACAAGACAUGCUUAAAUAUUACAUUCACGAUAGUCAUAAAUUUUUAGUUCAUGUUAUGCUAAUUUAUAAUGUGCUGUUAGUAGCAUGUUUAUCAUUUCAUUUACAUUGUGUGUGUUUGUAUUUUUCGCAAUAAUAUAAUAAAAUUUCCUAA